CGUGAGGCUCUGCGUCCCAUCCCCGGGGCGCAUGCGGGCGGGGCUUGUCGUCAUGACAACUCGGGAGCGUUCGUCCAAACAACCCUAAACUGCGGUGUUGCCGACUCUGGACGUGGUGCUUUCCUCAGUAUGUCUGGUGGUAAGAAAAAGAUCAGCAAAGCUGAACGAUUGAAGCGGCUACAAGAGGAAGAGGAGAGACGAGAAAAAGAGGAAGAGGAAGCCCGUCUAAAACAUGAAAAAGAAGAAAUGGAAAGACUUGAAAUACAACGAAUUGAGAAUGAAAAAUGGCAGCAACUUGAAGCAAAACAUCUAGAAAGGAGAAAUGAAGAACUUGAAGAACUUUAUUCCUUAGAGGGGUGUUUUCUUGAAGCAGAGAAACUGAAACGAGAAACUAGAUUGCUUUCUCAGUGGGAACACUACGUUCAAUGUGAUGGGAGCCCUGAUCCUUCAGUAUCCCAAGAAAUUAAUACUUUUGUUAGUUUGUGGAAAGAGGAAACAAAUGAGACUUUUGAGAAAGUGAUUGUGAAGAGUAAACUAGUGCUAAGAUUAAUUGAUAAAUUGAAAUUAACUUUACUGGAAACUACACUAUAUGACUUCCAAAGUAAAAAUACACAGUACCAAGGAUUGAUUCUAGAACUGCAGGAGCUCCUUCAUCUUAAGUUUAACAAAGCCACAGAAAUACUUCUCAGACAAGCUAGUACUUUAGCAGAUCUGGACAGUGGAAAUAUGGAGAAAAUCAUUCAGGAUGAGACCGUUACUCUACACAUGUGGGCAAACCUCAAGAAGAAUCCAAGGUACAGAAGUGUGAGAUUCUCUGAAACACAAACUGGAUUUGAAAUUCCAAGGAUAUUAGCAACAAGUGACAUUGCUCUACGACUCCUGCAUACUCAUUAUGAUCACGUCACACCACUAAACCCUGUUCCAACAUCAUUGCAAGAACAUACUUCCACAGUAUCUCCACGUGUCAAAGAGGGAAUUAAGAAUGUGGAUGCGGCAGUCAGUGAGGAGUUCCAAGAAGAGAGUAAACAAGAAAAUGAGUCUAACUCAGUUCAUGAGGAAGACAUAAAUGUGGAAGAACAAUGUGAUAUGGAAGUACAAACGAGUUCUAUCCAAGAAGAAUAUGAAACCACAGAAUGUGACCCGGAGAUGAAAUCAUUAAGUGAAAUGCUUUCAGCAGUUUAUCUAUGUCUUAUCACAGGGAUCUCAGCCAAGAACUCAAAGGCACAGUUGUUGCUGAUAGAGAAUGUUCCUGAAAAGCCAUAUUACUUUGAAGACAAUGAGGUUGAUUUAUACCAAUUCUCAACCCUGGGCGGAGUAUACCACUUGGAUAUUUUGGAGCUUCCUCCACAGUGUAAACCAAUGAAGGGCUGGAUGAUGGUGGAAAUACUCAAAGAAGGACUACAGAAAUAUACCUAUCCUCCAGAAACUACCGAAGAGUAUGACACAGAGAAUGCCUUCCCACCCAUAGAGGUCACUCUUGAGGUUCAGAAGAAUGUCAUCUUUUUCGAGGAUCCUAAGGUUGCAAGGUGGGAUGCUGAAGGUAAACAUUGGAAAACUGAUGGCAUCAGCAGUGUAUCUUACAAAUCUGAAGAAAGGCUUAUAACAUUCAGCCUGGAGACUUUUGGCCCUGUUACCCUGCUUCAAGAGACUCAUAUUAACAUGCCGUUCCAGUCGUGGGAACUAACACCACUUGAUGGAAGCAACGUACUGCUGAUGGUGACUACAGUGUUUACUGAGCUGCAAAUACAAAUUAAGGAAAACCUUUGCAUGUUAGCUUCAAUCAAACUAAAUGACAAAAAGCAUUCCUCUAUUUUAGAAGGGAAAUGGAUGACUCCCAUUUCUUUCAUUAUUGCUUUGAAAGAAGCUGGACUGAAUAUCUUUCCUUCUGGACACUCUCAUUUUUAUGUUGUCAUAAACCACAAGGUUCCUUUGGUAGAAAUGAAAGCUUACCGACAAAUGGCUCUGCUAAGCUCUGCUUUUGCAUUUAGUUGGAGCAGGUGGAAUAUGCUGUGUGAUUCUAAACAUGUUAUAAUUAAGGUGAGGGAACACCUUACUGAGGAAGAACCUAUUCAGAACCCCGACUGGGAUCUUUUAAUGUUCAGUGGUGAGAGAGCAGGAAGGCUCAGGAUUGACGAGUACAGUGAGGCGUUCUCUGAAGCCCUUAAGGAGGAUUCCGAGUUUCAUUCUACUUUGUAUCACAUGGUUAAGGAUUUUGCUUCUGAAGAAGCAAUGGAGAAAAUUAGGAAUUCCAACUGCCAGUUGAUCGACUCUGUAUGCCACAUGCUAUUCUCCACUAGAUUGCUCAGCUAUUCUUAAACUUUAUUCAGCAUGAAAAACCAAGCAACUUGGAGAAAAAUGAGGUAAUUCUUCAACAAAAUGUAAUGAUUAAAUAUACUUCAAAUAGGCUAUUAAAAUGAUCUAAUCAGCAUUUUAUACUCAUUUUUUAAAAAAGUAUGGUUUUAUUUUCCCUAUGAAGACUUGGUUUACUGAGACUUUCACUAUACAAGAUUUAGAUCUUUAUUUCAGUAAAUUUCAACA
This is a messenger RNA of Manis javanica (Malayan pangolin), 2538 nucleotides long. RefSeq names its product dynein axonemal intermediate chain 7 (gene DNAI7). NCBI's taxonomy places the organism in Eukaryota, Metazoa, Chordata, Mammalia, Pholidota, Manidae. Gene Ontology annotation, cellular component: axoneme. Gene Ontology annotation, molecular function: beta-tubulin binding; microtubule binding. The record is from RefSeq and is a predicted model, not a curated record.